UAAAUUCUAUAACAAAUUAUUUUCUCAUUAUAAUAUUUGGAAAAAAAUUUUAAAUCAUGCGGUGUGCAGUGAGCCAUUGUAAGCAAAACAACGCUAAGAAAGAUGGUAACAAAAACAGCAUACAUUACCAUAAAUUCCCAACAGAUCCAGAGCAAAAGGAAGCUUGGAUAAACUUCUGUCAACGACUCGGAAUAAUAAAUACAAAAACAGAAAGAAUUUGUUCUUUGCAUUUUAGUGAUGAAGACUACGAAAAAAAUUUGCAAAUGGAAUGGGGUUUAAGUUCUAGCAGGACAGUUCGAUUAAAACCUGGAGUAGUACCUCGAAAUGAGGAAGAGCAUUUAAAAAUUAAAAAGGAAUUCGAAUGCCGCGACAGUGGAACUCUUUCUUUUAUAGAUUAUAAUGCAUAUAUAGACGAAUUGAAAUUACAAAUAAAAACUUUACAAGAAGAAAAUAAAGCGUUGAAGAAAAUACAAAACGAUUUCUCAAAAAGUAAAAAUAAAUUGCAUCGUCGUAUUGAAGUCUUAACACUUUACAAUACUAAUAUGGAAAAAUCAUUAGGACAUCUCUUUACACCCAAUCAAUUAACAAAAAUGAAAAAUGGUGAAAAAAGACGAAAUUGGACAGCUGCUGACAUAGCGCAAUCAUUUACGCUUUAUUCCACAAGUGCCAAAGCUUACAAAUAUUUAAGAACCAAAAAUUUUCCAUUACCAGGAGUGAGAACUUUGCAAAGAUGGUCGCAGAAACGAGCAAAAAAAACAAAAAUAGAAACCGAAAUAAUUAUUGACUUAACAUAAAUAGUGAUACUUCUAUACGUGAUUAAUAUAUAUGUUAUAUAUGUAUGUGUCAUAAAUCCAUCAUUCAUUACUCAAUUCCAAAAAUUAGAUAU
Messenger RNA from Teleopsis dalmanni, 886 nucleotides. RefSeq lists its product as uncharacterized. Lineage: Eukaryota; Metazoa; Arthropoda; Insecta; Diptera; Diopsidae. Bases 57 to 794 code for a protein of 245 amino acids. The transcript is spliced from 4 exons. Gene Ontology annotation, molecular function: sequence-specific DNA binding. The record is from RefSeq and is a predicted model, not a curated record.